GUGAUGCUUUCUGGGGACCGGACGGGGGCUUUUUGGCAGGGCCGCGGCAGCUAAAGCCCUACUGAGCGAGGCAAGCCUCGGUUCGAAGCAGAGGAGCCCAACUCUUCGAGUCCCAGAGGAUGCAAACCACCGAGCACCCCACAUUGCGGUACCCACCAGGGCACAGCUGCCUCCCGGAGAAGCAGCCCGAGGAUCCGUCCUGUCGGUAGGCAGUGAGCCCUCCGGAGUCGCGCUAGAGGGACUGUCCCCUGUUUCACAUCUCGCUGGGUGGACUAUGGUGGCAGGAAGAUGCUGGCUCGGAAGAGUAUUAUCCCUGAAGAAUAUGUGCUGGCACGGAUCGCUGCUGAGAACCUGCGCAAGCCCCGCAUCCGAGACCGGCCACGCAAAGCCCGCUUCAUCGCCAAGAAUGGGGCAUGCAACCUGGCGCACAAGAACAUCCGCGAGCAGGGGCGAUUCUUGCAAGACAUCUUCACCACCUUGGUGGACCUGAAGUGGCGUCACACACUGGUCAUCUUUACCAUGUCCUUCCUGUGCAGCUGGUUGCUCUUCGCCAUGAUGUGGUGGCUGGUGGCUUUUGCCCAUGGCGACAUGGAUCCAAGCACAGAGGGCACCACAAACAGCACAAAGUGGACACCUUGCGUGACGUGUGUCAGGUCUUUCACCUCUGCUUUCCUCUUCUCCAUUGAAGUUCAGGUGACCAUUGGUUUUGGGGGCAGGAUGAUGACAGAGGAAUGUCCCUUGGCCAUCACAGUCUUGAUCCUACAGAACAUUGUGGGUCUGAUCAUCAAUGCUGUCAUGCUGGGCUGCAUAUUCAUGAAAACUGCACAAGCUCACAGGCGGGCAGAGACUUUGAUUUUCAGCAGGCAGGCAGUCAUUGCAGUUCGAAAUGGCAAACUUUGCUUCAUGUUUCGAGUAGGAGACCUGAGGAAGAGCAUGAUCAUCAGUGCCUCGGUGAGAAUCCAGGUUGUGAGGAAGACUACGACCCCUGAAGGAGAAGUCAUACCCAUUCACCAAGUAGAUAUCCCUGUGGAUAACCCCAUUGAAAGUAACAAUAUUUUCCUGGUGGCUCCCUUAAUCAUUUGUCACGUCAUAGACAAGCGGAGUCCUCUUUAUGAUAUCUCUGCUGCUGACCUGGCACUCCAGGAUCUGGAGCUCAUAGUGAUACUUGAAGGCGUCGUAGAAACGACUGGCAUCACAACGCAGGCAAGAACCUCCUACAUAGCAGAGGAGAUCCUGUGGGGUCACCGCUUCGUGCCCAUCGUCACUGAAGAGGAAGGCGUAUAUGCUGUUGACUACUCCAAAUUCGGCAACACCGUCAAAGUGGCAGCACCACGUUGCAGCGCUCGAGAGCUUGACGAGAAGCCAUCAAUUCUCAUUCAGACCCUGCAGAAAAGUGAGCUGUCCCACCAAAACUCCCUACGGAAACGCAAUUCCAUGAGGAGAAACAACUCCAUACGGAGGAGCAACUCCAUGCGGAGAACCAAUCCCUCUCUCAUCGUGCCCAAAGUGCAGUUUAUCACACCCGAGGGGAGCCAGAGUGCCUCAGAAACGUGAUACACAGCCUUGUGUGAGGUCGAGGAGUUCAAAAGGAGGAGGCACUGUCGUGUUUGAUUUAAAUUUUAUUCUACUGAAAAAAAUGAGAACAUGAUGCAGAAAAGGACUGUUCAAGAACUAUUUAUUAUAUUACUUACUGAAAGCACCACCUAAUGGCAUUAGGAAACACAUUAGCACUUAGUGUAUGAAUUAAUAAAAAUGGCACGUACACUAAAGAAAACACAGUCCACUCAUGUAAUAUAAAGUGUAUUUAUACUUCUUUUAAUGGCAUACUAUUUUUUUUAAAUCAUAUUUUUCCUAUCAAAGGUCUCUUUCUUAUCUGUUUCUGCUGGCUGUCGCAAAAUGUGUUUUUUCCUGUAGAACUGGGUUACCAACCUGCAGGCAGAAGUUCAAAAUUGCUGCGUAUCAACAGCUUGAACAUACAUUGUGUGGAAUAUUUGGAUAUUGAUCUUCUUGGGGUGAAUUCUCUGUUCUCUUGAAAAGAGUAGCUAAAUUCCUCAGUGAUUUCACUGGAGAAGAGCCAGGAUUUUCCCUUCAGUUUUCCAAGUCUUUUCUUUCCAUUGUCUUAUGGUAAAGUCAUUUUGAGAGCAAUGCCAGUCAGCCAAAGUGACCUGGCCACCCCAGAAGAAACCUGGUGCCACACUGGGCAGAGCCAGGAGAAAAAAAAAUAUUUCAGCAGGCCCAUGAAAUGGCAUGGCCUCUUGCAGGACACUGCUCUUGUUCUGUGGGUGAGAUACACGACUGCAGGCGUUUGUUAUGUAGCUGUAACCCAAGACUCAAGUCUUCCCAGACACCACUUGAGCAUCUAUGUCGCUGAAAUUAUUCAAGUUGGAAAAAGCACACAUGUCCUUAACAUUCUCCUUGUACUGGUGGAAGACCAAAUCCUGUUUUGUUUUGUUUUGGUUUUUUCUCUUACAGAUUAAUAUAUUGAAGGCAGGAAGCCUAUUUCAUUCACUUACAUUACUUUUGCAGGAUUAAGUAUGUUUGCUUCAGCAGGUUACUUUUUUUGCCAGUGAGAAUUCAUGAAUGGGAAUGAGAGGGGAUCAUGGCAAUAAUAUUAAUGAUAAUAUUUUCAAAACCAGAUGAACAAUUUUCAGUUAGGGGGAGUAGGGCACUGCUGCUGAAGUAUUUUUCAGCAGUGUCUCUCUUGUGUUUUUAUGUAAAAUGGCAGUGAAAAUUGGUGGUAAGCAGCUUUUCUCUUCAAAUUAAAAUGGGCAUUUGUUAUCAACAUCCUUCUCCAAAAUGUCACCACAAGUUUUUCUACAAGAAUAAAUGCAUAUAUAACAACUAAUUGUGUCACCUUUGGAAAUGCUAAAUUGAUGUGUGCUUCUUUCCCCGUGAAUAAUAAUUAUGGACAAAUUUCUGUUCAUGUUUCUUCCAGGAGUUGCCUUAUUAAGUCUCUGGCUCGAGGGAAGUACUGACUUCCCUCCCCUGUACUGACUCUGUAAACCACCCAACCACAUAAAUACUCCUGUAAUUUUAAAUAUCUGCUUACUCCUAUCAGGUAAAACAGUCAAGAACAAUGCCGGAGUCUCAUUCUCUUUGCAAGCCAGUUCAUCAGCACUUGCAUGGACAGUUUACAGCUUCUUUUGAUGUUGGUUGUGACAUGGAAGAGCAUUUCUGUGUAGCGUAGGCUCUGUAUAUUUGGAGCAGGUGCUCCCCACAAAAUAAACACUGACAAAAUGUUUUAUCUGAAGCAGUAGCAGAAACUGAAGUUUCUGCUAAAAGCAUUUAUUCCCUGUUCUGCCCGUCAAUGUUCUGGGAGGAUGGCUGGUGAACAUCUGGAGAUAUUAAUCUGUCCAUUGUGCAUCCAAACAAUGAACAUCUGUAGCUUCCAAGAAGAGUCAGAGUGAGUAUAUACAAUUUGUCUCUGGCCUCCAUUUCCAGGGCUACAAAUUUCUUUGAGGCAGUCUGUUUGAAAUAUGGUUAAGCCAAAUGCUGUACAAAAACAAAUUUUCUAAAAAAAUAAAAAGUGACAAUAAUGAUU
Molecule: messenger RNA, 3541 nt
Organism: Cygnus atratus (black swan)
Lineage: Eukaryota; Metazoa; Chordata; Aves; Anseriformes; Anatidae
Gene: KCNJ8
Product: potassium inwardly rectifying channel subfamily J member 8
Exons: 3
Coding region: 289-1554 (421 amino acids)
Biological process (GO): potassium ion import across plasma membrane; regulation of monoatomic ion transmembrane transport
Cellular component (GO): plasma membrane
Molecular function (GO): ATP-activated inward rectifier potassium channel activity
Source: RefSeq, a predicted model, not a curated record